AGCAAACACUGCUAUUGAAACUGACCAUUGACUUAGCGACAGAGGUUUUCCUCCAGAAACCAGUACUGCUUCCUUUGAUUUUCUGGUCCCAGGAGCAUUCCCUGCCUUGUUUUGCAUGUGCUGAAGGCACUUUUGUUGAAAUAAACCUCCACUGGAAACAAGAGUGAUUCAAGAAAUACUUGGAAUAUAUUCAGCAAAUCUUUUAGCCACAAAGCUCUUCUUUACAAUACAUCUGCUUGGUUGAGAAUGGGCGACAGCCACAUAAGGAUCCAGAUCAACAGACACGACGAUGGCUACGAUAUCGACGACGACAACGACGACUCCUCCGAUAUGAGAGUUCCUAUCUCUAGCGCUGCUACUCCAGACACUGAUUCAAAUGAUCAGUUAAUGAGUCCGAAAAACAACCCCAGUACCCCUGGAAACAACAACAGCAAUUCAGAACUUAACAGUGAUCAGUUUUCCAUAUCAAGAAGCAGCAUCCUAAGUGGUGGCAUAGAUCAUGAACAGUCAGAGGAUUUUAAUGAUGACUUUAACGAUCAGAAUUCUUUUGUUUCAACUUCUUUUAGACCAAGUUUUGAAACAAAUGCAACGCUAUCCAACUACUUGAAUAGCUCAAAUAAUUAUAAUUACAACAAUUUGAACUUGAGUUUAAAUAAUAACAUAACUUCAACUUCGGUUUCUCCUUUGGGUCCAAACUCAAUAUAUGAACUAAUAUCGGGUUCUGAUUUGAAAAGAAGAAAAAACAAAAUGGCUCUUUUUAUUUUGAAUAAUAACUUCAGAAUAUCUCUAGGUCCUCCAACAAAGAUUGAUAUUCCCACAAUAAAAUUGACAAACUCUACCGCCUAUGAAAAAGUGGAUGAUGAUCAAUUUACUGACUAUCUAAAUACAAUUCAAAAGGAAUUCAACAAAUUUGAAAACAACAGAAAGUUAACUCAAUCAACUCUACAAACAUUAUCUUCUUUAAACAAUUCAUAUAAUCAAAACCAAAAUGAUAUUAAAACUGGCACAAUAAAUCACACAAACACUAGCAGUAUUAUUGCUGAUAACAUCAGUCUCAUUAAAAAAAAUGUAAACUUUAAUGAUUUAAAUUCAAUUAUUGAAAAUAAAAAUGAUCUAGCCAAUGUUCCUUUAAUUUUUUUUCAACCGGAUUUUAGAUUGGAUAAUCCAAGAACUUUUAAUAAAGUGAUUGAAAACUCACAAAUUUUAUCAUCUCAGCAAUCUUCUUCCAUUCAAUUAUCAACUAAAAAAUAUCUAGCUAAUAAUUCUUUGUUGCAAGAAAAAUUGUCUUGGUAUCUAGAUAUAAUAGAAAUCCAUUUGAUUAAUGAAAUCUCAAAUUCCUCUGACUCGUUUUUUAAUACGUUGGAUGAACUAUCUUUAAUUAAUUCAAAAUCAAAAAACUCAAUUGAAAUCCUGCAAAAGAUAGAAGAUAAUUUAAACGAUAUUAAAAAAAAACAACUAGUACCGGGAAAAUCCCUUUUGAAUUUAAUUCAAAAAAGAAAAAAUAUUCAAAAACUCGAACAAUCUCUUUUGCAAAUACAACUAAUUUUAAAUUUAAAAAAAAUUGCUGAUUUUUAUUUCUAUAAUUCGAGUUAUAUUGAAAGUUUAUAUCAAAUUGAAACCAUACAAAGCCUAAUACUCGGAAAUAUAGAAGCGAUCAAAUCAAAUCAAGAAAAUAAAAAAAAAAAUAAAAUAAUAAACAAUAUUUAUAAAUGGCCCUAUGAGUUACUAAAUCUAGACCAGCUACCCGCGUUGAACAAUCUUAAAGCUGAUUUAAGUACUUUAAAGAAAAAAAUCGGAACUUCAUACAUUAACUUAUUUUUGGAUUUUUUGAUAACUGAUUUAAGAAAUCAUUAUGAAAACAUGUCUUACAAAGACACUUUGAUUAGAAUUUUAUCUAAUUUUUCAAAAGAACUUUCAAUGAUGAAAAGACAUUCAAGGUCAUCUAGUUUAAAUAAAAUCAACUUGAUUAAUGAGAAAAAGAAAAUAAAUAGAUCAUAUUUAAUUUUAGAUCAAGAUUUCCGUCAACUAUUAAAAGAAUACAUACUAGGUCUAAUAAAGUGCAAUAGAAUUUUGAUAGCUUUUCAAAAUUAUGAAGAGAGACUUAUAAUUGAAUUUAAAAAUAUAAUAAAAUUUCAUCUACCCACAUCAACCAACUCAAAUGCAAUAGUAUCUGAAACAAACUCCGUUUCUUCAAGAGGAAGUGAUUCAAAAAUGUCUUCAUCGACUUCACUUUCAAAUUUUAGUAAUAGAAAUAGAAGUCUUAGUCAAUUAAAUCUUAGCCAGUUAAAUAAUCUUAGUCAGUUAAGUCUAAUGCAAAACCAACAACAAAGUGGUAAUCAGAUAUUAAUAGAUUAUAUUAGAACAAUGACUCCUAAAGAUUUUGAAGUUGUAUUAUUCAAAAUUUAUGCAGAUUUAUCGGAAGCGCUAAGGAGAUUGACUACACAUCAAAAAAUUUUAUUAGAUACAGCUUUGGAUUCAAUAGUUGUGCCAGAAUCACAGCAGCAGGAUUUUGGUGAUCUUAUAAUGAAGCUUGAUAUUUCAAAAACAAUAGAGCACUGUGUACUAACUGUUCAAAAAAGAAUGGCAAAAAUUAUAACUAUAAGACAAGAUUUAAAUAUACAAACAUCAGUUGAAUUUUUUAUCAGAUUUUAUCUUUUGAACUAUUACUUUUUAGUUGAGUGUGAAAAUAUAAACAUAUCGGGUUCAAUGAAACAAAAUUAUUUAAAAAAUUGUAUUGAAAAACACGUAAAGCACUAUGGAAUGCUUUAUCACAAAAAUUCUAUUCGAAAAAUUGCGAUUAAGAUUGACAAAGAAACCUGGAAAGAAUAUAGAGUUGAUAGUGAGAAUCAUAAAUUACUAGAGGAAAUAAUGCAGUCAGCCGAUUCUGAACCUCAAAACUGGUCAAGAUUACUGGACUUAGAAAAAGAAUUUAUUAUUGAUGAAGACACAAAAACAGAAGAAGAAACAACUUUAGUCUCGCCAAACCAUGAACCAAUAAAUGAUGUUGAUGAAAUAAUAGAAGAGAUUCCAUUAUCAAAGCAAAAUGGUGACUUAGAAAAUUCAAAUUUAGUUGAAGAAGAAACUAAUGAAAUUAAUAAAGGCACUGAUAACAAAAAAAUAGAUGAAGAAAUAGAUGGCAAAGAAAUUGAAAACAAAAUAAAUAAAAAGGCAGAAGAUGUCAAUUCAGAUUUGCAAAAGGAAACUACUGCUGACCUGAGCGAUGAUAAUCAAUAUCCAGAUUUACUAAAAAUAGAUGAUAAGAGCUUCAUAAUACCGGUUUUUAUAAUUGAUACUCUCGAGCUAAUAAAGGAUUAUAUGCUUUUAAUUGGUAAAUUUCCUGAGUUUCAGGUUAGUUACGAAUCUAAUAUACUUGAUUUAAUAAAGAUGAUAAAUACUAAAUCAAACCAAGCAGUUCUUGGAGCCGGAGCUACACGAACAUCAUCAUUGAAGCACAUUACUGUUAAACAUUUGGCAAUCUGUUCUCAAUCACUAGAUUUUUUAAUCAGCUUAUUACCAUAUAUAAACAAGUUUUUUUUAAGAUGCAAUAAUAGUUUACCAAGCCAAAAUAGCAUGAACAAAAAGUAUGACUUGAAUGGAAAUUCGGUCAAUGGUGCACAAACUGAUGAAAAAUCAAAUAUUGAAAAUGAAGUGGAUAAAACCAGAGAACUUCUUCAAAGUCAUCAAAAUGAAAUUUUCACUAAAUUGAUUUCUAUAAUGAAUGAUAGAGUCAUUGCAAGAGUGAAUGAAAUCAAACAAGUGGAUUGGUCUCAGUUGUUACCUUCGAGUAGUCCAUGUCAUAGGUAUAUGGAGUUGCUAGUAAAGGAUAUAACUACAAUAAGUCGUGUUUUAUGUAAGAACCUUCCUGAAUUACAAUAUUCAUUUAUAUUAUCUCAGAUAUUUGACAAUUAUAAGAGAAAAGUGCUCGAGGAAUACACAAGGGUGGAAUUCAAUGAUGAAAUCGAAAAAAGUAUUAUGAUGAAGGAUAUCGAUUAUUUUAGAGUGAGGUGCUCGGAUCUACCAGGAUAUAGCAAUUCUGGACAGGUUAUAUGGGAAACAGUCAAUUCGAUGAAAACAAAAGAAGACAAGCUAAUGGAGGAAAAGAUGAAGCAAAACCAAAUAGAAUAGAAUAAUAAUUUAAAAAUUGAAGUCAAUUUGACUAUUUUGAAUUGUUUAUAAUUUUUUUUUUUUUUUCAAUUCGUAUCUUUAUAAUUUGGUUUUAAUUACAUGCUAUUUCGGUG
Messenger RNA from Ascoidea rubescens DSM 1968, 4238 nucleotides. It is a transcript of the gene VPS54, whose product is annotated as Vps54p. NCBI's taxonomy places the organism in Eukaryota, Fungi, Ascomycota, Saccharomycetes, Ascoideales, Ascoideaceae. The transcript has a single exon. Gene Ontology annotation, cellular component: GARP complex. The coding region runs from base 247 to 4125 and encodes 1292 amino acids. Gene Ontology annotation, biological process: Golgi to vacuole transport; retrograde transport, endosome to Golgi. Gene Ontology annotation, molecular function: syntaxin binding. The record is from RefSeq and is a predicted model, not a curated record.